UGUCCAUAUCCGAACAACGUAACGCAAGUCAACUUAAAACAUAACUAUCCAUUCACGGAUCCUGGUUCAGCAAACAAGAUGACAGAUAGUGGCAGCUUCAUUCGAAUUCCAAAUAACGAAGAGGAAGAAAGUAUGCGGAAAGCGGCAGAGGAUUCUCAGAAAAGGCGAGAAGCAGCAAGGAAGAAACGAGAGCUGGAGGAGGCAAUGAGGAAAGCAGGAGAGAGCUCUCAACAGCGCCGGGGGGGUGGAGGUGCCACUCCCAAGACCUAGGAUCUAUCAGCAAGAACGCUAUGAAAGUAUCAAUACAAUCGUUGUGGGAAUGAACUUCGAUAGUCGAAGAAAGGGAAUACAUCCUCUUGAGACGUUGCAAUGGAAAUUGAGGGCUGGUAACAAUUCGUUCCUUCCGUGGUCGUCGAUGGAUCACAACCAAGACCUGUUGCAUAGAGAUUACAUAGCUCAAUUUGAAGCAUUGCAACUAUGAA
Messenger RNA from Exophiala oligosperma, 482 nucleotides. RefSeq lists its product as uncharacterized. The transcript is spliced from 2 exons. The record is from RefSeq and is a predicted model, not a curated record. Lineage: Eukaryota; Fungi; Ascomycota; Eurotiomycetes; Chaetothyriales; Herpotrichiellaceae. Bases 79 to 270 code for a protein of 63 amino acids.